CUCCCUCAUGUUGCAACCCUGCGGCGCCCCUUCGACGACGGGCUGUGCGCGGUCUGCACGGCGCUCCGCGGCGGAGCUUCAUGUGGGGCUGCGGCCCGCGCCUCGCUGAGGGAACGGACCCCUGGUAACCGGAGACCGCCUCCCCUCCACCCCCGGCGCCAAAGGAUAUCGUAUGUUCAGGUCCAAACGCUCGGGGCUGGUGCGGCGACUUUGGCGAAGUCGUGUGGUCCCCGACCGGGAGGAAGGCGGCGGCGGCGGCGGCGGCGGCGACGAGGAUGGGGGCUUUGGCAGCCGAGCUGAGCCGGCCCCGCGGGCACGAGAGGGCGGAGGCUGCGGCCGCCCCGAAGUCCGCCCGGUAGCCCCGCGGCGGCCCCGGGACGCGGUGGGACAGCGAGGCGCCCAGAGCGCGGGCAGGCGCCGGCGCGCAGGGGGCCCCCAGAGGCCCGUGUCGGAGCCGGGGGCCGGCGCUGGGGGCUCCCUGCUGGACGUGGCGGAGCCGGGCGGCCCGGGCUGGCUGCCCGAGAGCGACUGCGAGACGGUGACCUGCUGUCUCUUCUCGGAGCGGGACGCCGCCGGCGCGCCGCGGGACGCCGGGGACCCCCUGGCCGGGGCGGCGCUGGAGCCGGCGGGCGGCGGGCGGAGCCGCGAAGCGCGCUCGCGGCUGCUGCUGCUCGAGCAGGAACUCAAGACGGUCACGUACUCGCUGCUGAAGCGGCUCAAGGAGCGCUCGCUGGACACGCUGCUGGAGGCGGUGGAGUCCCGCGGCGGCGUGCCGGGCGGCUGCGUGCUGGUGCCGCGCGCCGACCUCCGCCUGGGCGGCCAGCCCGCGCCGCCGCAGCUGCUGCUCGGCCGCCUCUUCCGCUGGCCCGACCUGCAGCACGCCGUGGAGCUGAAGCCCCUGUGCGGCUGCCACAGCUUCGCCGCUGCCGCCGACGGCCCCACCGUGUGCUGCAACCCCUACCACUUCAGCCGGCUCUGCGGGCCAGAAUCUCCACCACCCCCCUACUCUCGGCUGUCUCCUCGUGACGAGUACAAGCCACUGGAUCUGUCUGAUUCCACAUUGUCUUACACUGAAACCGAGGCCACCAACUCCCUCAUCACUGCGCCCGGUGAAUUCUCAGACGCCAGCAUGUCCCCGGACGCCACCAAGCCGAGCCACUGGUGCAGCGUGGCGUACUGGGAGCACCGCACGCGCGUGGGCCGCCUCUACGCCGUGUACGACCAGGCCGUGAGCAUCUUCUACGACCUACCUCAGGGCAGCGGCUUCUGCCUAGGCCAGCUCAACCUGGAGCGGCGUAGCGAGUCGGUGCGGCGCACGCGCAGCAAGAUCGGCUUCGGCAUCGUGCUCAGCAAGGAGCCCGACGGCGUGUGGGCCUACAACCGCGGCGAGCACCCCAUCUUCGUCAACUCCCCGACGCUGGACGCGCCGGGCGGCCGCGCCCUGGUCGUCCGCAAGGUGCCGCCCGGCUACUCCAUCAAGGUAUUCGACUUCGAGCGCUCGGGCCUGCGGCAGCAGGCGCCCGAGGCGGACGCGGCCGAUGGCCCCUACGACCCCAACAGCGUGCGCAUCAGCUUCGCCAAGGGCUGGGGGCCCUGCUACUCGCGGCAGUUCAUCACCUCCUGCCCCUGCUGGCUCGAGAUCCUGCUCAACAACCAGAGAUAGCGGCGGCCGCCGCGGGCCCCCGCAGACGCAGCCCCCCCCCCCACGGACCCCUCCCCCACCCCCAUAUCAUCUACCUAGAUUUAAUAUAAAGUUUUAUAUAUUAUAUGGAAAUAUAUAUUAUACUUGUAAUUAUGGAGUCAUUUUUACAAUGUAAUUAUUUAUGUAUGGUGCAAUGUGUGUAUAUGGACAAAACAAGAAAGACGCACUUUGGCUUAUAAUACUUUGAAUACAGAUAUAUUUUCUUUCUUUUCCUCCUUCUUCCUCUUUUUUUUUUUUUUUUUAAAGAAAAUGAUAACAGCAGAGCUGGGUGGAAAAGCCUGGGUUUGAUCUAUGGUUUUUGAAAUCUUAAUUCCCAGACAAAAAGCUAAUACCAGUCACUCGUUGAUAAUAAAGUAUUUGCAUUAUA
Lepus europaeus (European hare) is the source of this 2069-nucleotide messenger RNA. It is a transcript of the gene SMAD6, whose product is annotated as SMAD family member 6. Gene Ontology annotation, molecular function: I-SMAD binding; transcription regulator inhibitor activity. NCBI's taxonomy places the organism in Eukaryota, Metazoa, Chordata, Mammalia, Lagomorpha, Leporidae. Bases 173 to 1663 code for a protein of 496 amino acids. Gene Ontology annotation, biological process: transforming growth factor beta receptor signaling pathway; anatomical structure morphogenesis; BMP signaling pathway. The record is from RefSeq and is a predicted model, not a curated record. The transcript has 4 exons. Gene Ontology annotation, cellular component: heteromeric SMAD protein complex.